GUACUAGUUUCAUUACUAGUACUGCAACAAUCAACUUCACUCACUUUUGAUUCGCAAACUUCAGAAGAAGUUGUGUGAUCUUGCUAAGCAUACUAUUGUAAAAGUUGUUAUAUAUUAUAAAGUUUUUUUUUUUAAUAUAGAAUAAGUGACUUAAAGUUUAGUUGUCGUUUAUACAAAAGACAAUAUAAAAAAGGUGAAAAUGGAGGCAUUAGGCGAUAUCCUAUUGCCUUACAAGGAACCCGUCGCGUUAGUGACACGAAUUGUUACUAUGGGCCAGAUGUUCUCCGGCAGUUUCCUAUGUUACGAUAUAUAUAAACAGGGAAACACAAAAGGCAUACCAAUUAUGCCUUUCCUUGGUGGUCUUAUCAUGGGUAUCCUCAACUUGAAAUUCGGUUUUAUCCUCCGCGAUGACACGAUGAUUCAAGUAAACUUCUUUGGUUUGUCGCUGAGUAUCCUGUACAUUAUGAUAUACUAUACUUACGCCACCGAGAAGGGCCAGGUCUGGCUGCAGAUGGGCGUAGCUGGUGCGUUCAGUGCUGCGCUGAUCGGUUACGCAGAAAUGGAAGAUCCGAAGUUAAUAGAGAACAGAUUUGGCUCCAUCAUCACAGUGUUCAUGUUUUAUUUGAUUGCAUCACCGCUGUUAAAUCUGAAACACAUCGUUAAAAACAAAAGUACAGAAGGAAUGCCGUUCCCCAUAAUCUUCUCUGGUACCAUCGUGACCUUCAUGUGGCUUCUGUAUGGAAUCAUACUAAAGAAUAAGUUCCUUGUUCUUCAAAACGUAGUAGCGUUUGCCCUGUGCGGAUUCCAGCUCUCUCUAUUCGCAAUUUACCCAUCUAAACCCAAGAGCAAGGACAAGGUUAAGGCGAAGGCAAAGAAGACAAAUUAAACAAAAAUAGGUGCUAAAAUAAUCAAAUUAUGCAAAUAAAAAAAUAAAUUAAAAUUUAUAUAAAAUCAAUUAGACAAAAGUUCUUUUUUUAAAAAUAAACAGUAAUAAAAUUACAUGAUAUAUAAACGUAUAUUUGAUAAAGUAGUACGUUAUUUUUUAAUAAAAACUAUCUUCAUGUAGAUAAAUCAAUGACAUUUCGUUAAUAAAUCAUUAGUUUAAAUAUGCCAGUGUCACAUGUGAUAUCGAUUUAAGCGAUUAAAUGACGAUGAUAUUUAUAUUAAAUUUCCGUUUUUACAUAAAAAUGCAUAAUCUAUAAAAAAAAAAGAUAAUGUAUAAAGAGGAGAUUAGCGUUUUUCUUUUAAAAUAAAAAAAAAUAAAAAUGACAUCAAUAAACUUUCGAUAUUUGAUUAUCAAACGUUAAAAUUAGUCGAACAAAUUUAAUAAUACUUAGAUUCGUAAAUAACGAAGUUAAAUGUUUAAUAAUAAAAGGUAGAGCAAAUGCCAUUAUUCUCGUUAUUCGUGUUAUUAUUGUUUUUCAAUUAUUUAUAAGUAAGAUUAUUUGCUUGAUAAAAUAUUUGAAAACACAUAAAUUUUAUGUUUCUAUAUUCAUUCCAGCUUUUACAAUAUUAAUUAUAUAAGUAAGCUCAAAUAAAGUAUUAAUAUAAGUUAAUAUUAAAUCAUUUUAUAUUAACGAACAAAAUAAAUGUUAGUCCCACUCCGGGCGCCAACUUGGUUUAAUAGGUUUAAAGGAAAUAUUUGUUAACAUUCAUUUAUGUUGUUCUUUUCAACCGUCAAAUCGACUUUAUACGAUAUUACGCUAUUUAUGUAUAUGUACAUAUACUUAAAUCAUUGAUGCAUUUAUUAGUAUUUUGCAUUUGUUAUCUUAGAAUUUGUAAAGAAAUUUUGAGCUCCUUUUUUAUUACUAUACUGCAAUAUAUAUAUUUACAAUAAAUUAUCAAUUAUAUUUUUCAAAAGAACACAUUUAAAUAGUAAUUGAAAUAAAUGAAUAUUUUCGAAUGAUCAAUAUAUUUUAAAUGUGACUUUAUAUAAUUUAAGUUACCAAUUACGUCGUGACUUGUGAUACAACAGUUGUGUAAUUGUGAACGAUUUUACAAAUAAAGUGAUUUUUAUACGAA
This is a messenger RNA of Vanessa tameamea, 2022 nucleotides long. Its product is annotated as sugar transporter SWEET1. NCBI's taxonomy places the organism in Eukaryota, Metazoa, Arthropoda, Insecta, Lepidoptera, Nymphalidae. Gene Ontology annotation, cellular component: membrane. The record is from RefSeq and is a predicted model, not a curated record. Gene Ontology annotation, biological process: carbohydrate transport. The coding region runs from base 200 to 886 and encodes 228 amino acids. Gene Ontology annotation, molecular function: sugar transmembrane transporter activity. The transcript has 5 exons.